AUGAAUUCACUUCUAACACCAACAAAUCUAUGUUCCCAAUGUGCAUCAUUUUUUGUGCAAUCAAUCCGUUAUUUGCCACAAAGUUUACAAUCAAUAACGAAUGAAGCUUUAAAACAAUUUUCACCAAAAAGAACUCCAAAACAACAUUCGAGACGUGACAUUGAUAGAAAAGUAGUUAGAGCAACACAACAAGCAUUUAAUAUUAAAAUUGAGUCAUUAUUGAAUGAAUUAUCAAAAGAAGAAUUUCAAAAGCUUACUAUCGCACCAUUAUCACCUUGUCUUUCAUGCCAAAUUGGUUUAACUCAACAUGUUACUCAUAAAGAUCUAUUAAAAGUCGAGAAUUUAUUAUAUACUCAAGUACGUGGUUUUAAAACACGACAUGCAACUUCAACCGGUGUCCGUGGAGAUAUUAAUGAUCAUAAUAUAUCAGCAGGUUCAGCAUCUCGAAAUUACAAUGAUUUCGAUGGUUAUCGACUAUCAGCAAGUAAUACUGGAAGACAGUCACAAUAUCCUAAUGAUUCAAAUCAACCACCAUUAACUGCUUUUGUUAACCGAUUUUUACAAUAUGCUCGCGGAAAUUCGGGUUCUCAAAAUAUUGAUGCUAAACGUUUUCAAGAUAUUUUACAUACAACAACAAAUCCGGAUGAUCAACAAAAAGUUAAAAUUGCUUUUGCUGAAGGAUAUGUUGCUGCUGCUGGUGAACCAAAACCUAAAGAACGUCCAUCAUUAUUUAAAGCAGUACGUGUCAUAUUAUUCUAUGGUCUAUUAAUUAUGAUUAUUUUAAAUAUUCUUUCUGCAUUUGGCGGUGAUGGUGUUCGUGGUGGAUUUGCCAAUGCAUUUUCAACAGCUAGUAAAUAUGAAAUAAAUCCGGAAGAAAUUAAAGUGGAUUUUUCUGAUGUUCGAGGAGCUGAAGAAGCAAAAGAUGAAUUAAUGGAUAUAGUUCAAUAUCUUAAAGAUUCAGAAAAAUAUACAAAAUUAGGUGCUCGACUCCCUAAAGGUGUACUUCUUGUUGGCGCACCUGGUAUUGGUAAAACACUAUUAGCUCGAGCUGUCGCUGGUGAAGCUGGUGUACCAUUUUUUCAUACAUCUGGCUCUGAAUUUGAUGAAAUGUUUGUUGGUACAGGUGCCCGUCGUGUUCGUCAAUUAUUCACUGCGGCGAAAGCUCGUGCACCAUGUGUUAUAUUUAUUGAUGAAAUUGAUUCGGUUGGUGCUAAACGAUCAAGUUCACAAUUACAUCCAUAUGCUAAUCAAACAAUUAAUCAACUUCUUGCUGAAAUGGAUGGUUUUGAAAAGAAUGAAGGAAUUAUUGUCUUAGCUGCAACAAAUCGUCGUGAUUAUUUAGAUUCAGCUCUAUUACGACCAGGUCGUUUUGAUUCUGAAAUACAUAUUUCACCACCUGAUCUUCGUGGCCGAAAAGACAUUUUUGAACUUUAUCUUUCAAAAACUGUACAUGAUCGAACUAUUGAUACUGAAUACUUAGCAAAAGGUACAACUGGAUUUACAGGAGCUGAUAUUGAAAAUAUGGUUAAUCAAGCUGCACUUUAUGCCGCACAAAUUGAUGCACCAAAUGUUACAAUGAAACAUCUUGAACAUGCUCGUGAUAAAGUUCUAAUGGGACCAGCAAAAAAAUCUAAAAUACCUGAUGCAGAAACAAAUAAUAUUACAGCUUAUCAUGAAGCAGGUCAUACUAUUGUUCGUUAUUUUACUGAGGAUGCUGAUCCAUUACAUAAAGUAACAAUAGUUCCACGUGGACAAGCACUUGGUUUUACAGCACAUAUACCUUUAAAAGAAUCAUACAAUCGAACGAGAUCACAAUUAUUAGCUGAAAUGGAUGUAAUGAUGGCUGGACGUGCAGCUGAAGAACAAAUAUUUGGUAUAGAAAAAGUAACUACCGGUGCAGCAAGUGAUUUUAAUCAAGCUACAAAACUUGCAACAAAUAUGGUCAAACAAUUUGGUAUGUCAGAAAAAGUUGGUACACGAUCAUUUAAAGAAGAUGAACAAGAUACUGGUUUAGGUUUUGUUCGUGUUAAUGAUAUAAGUCCAGCCAUGCAAGAAAUGAUUGAUUUAGAAAUAAAACGUCUUAUGCAGGAAUCAUAUGAUCGUGCAAAAACAUUAUUGAAAAAACAUUCACAUGAACUUAAAAUUCUUGCUGAAGCUUUACUUCAUUUUGAAACACUUUCAGCUGAUGAAGUUAAAGCAGUACUUGAAGGAAGAAAAAUAAAUCCAUAA
Messenger RNA from Adineta steineri, 2229 nucleotides. NCBI's taxonomy places the organism in Eukaryota, Metazoa, Rotifera, Eurotatoria, Adinetida, Adinetidae. The record is from the annotation of a GenBank genome assembly.